This is a messenger RNA of Adineta steineri, 1497 nucleotides long. Lineage: Eukaryota; Metazoa; Rotifera; Eurotatoria; Adinetida; Adinetidae. The record is from the annotation of a GenBank genome assembly.
AUGAAGCUCAUGUUCUUUCCGGUGACAAUGAUUGAAGAAUUUCCACAUGUAUUACUCUAUUACAAUUUUUCACGGAAACGAGAUCGUUAUUUUUUAUCACCAUUUGAAGUUGAAGUUUCUAAAAAUGGUUCACAACGAACUGUUUGUGAUAUAAUACGUUCAUCAGAUUUUCUUUGUGGCUUACUUGAUAUCGAUCGACCAACAAUAUUAAAACAAAUUACCGGUUCAUCUGGUUCAACAACAACAACGACAGAUAUGAAUUCAUCACCAAUUAGUUCUGAAAAAACAAGUCGACGUGCUUUAUCUUGUUCGACAGCAACAAGUAUUACUGAUACAAAUGAUUCUCUAUUAACAAUGAUUGAACAACGGUUAGAUUUUAAACUUCGAUGUAUGUUUUAUUCAACUGGUCCAACAUCUGAUCUAUGCAUUUGUGCACUUGAUGUUGAUCAUAAUUCAUCAGUUCUAUGUAAUGCUAUUGGUUAUACAAAUUUAUUGAAUGAUGAUGAAUCAAAUAAUAAUAAUAAAAGUCGAAUAAAUAAAACACGUUAUCAACAUCGACAAUAUGUUCAUCAAUGGAUAUGUAUUCGAGAUAUUAUUGAUGGUUUAAUAACAUGUAAUCAUAUACUUAAAAGUAAAAAUAUCAAUGAAAUUUUAAUUAAAAUGGAUUUAUGGUUAAAAGAACAUCAUCAAAUAAAAGAUAAACAAAUAAAAUCAACGAAAACUGAAUCAUCAAUAACUAAUAUAAAAACAUUUAAAGCAAAAACACGACAACUUAUAUGGGAUUUGAUGGAAAUGAAAAAUGAAGUUCGUUUUCCACGUCCGUCUCAUGGCCGAAUACCAAAUUUUCGUUAUUGUGAAUUAGCUGCUGAAAAUGUAACUAGUUUAGAUUGUUUUAAACGAGCACGUAUUAUCAAAAUUAAUCCAUCACUUGCUCAAGAACCUCUGCGUUAUUUAACAUUAUCUUAUAACAAAAUACUAUUAACACCAACGCCUGCACUCGAAUCGGUUCUCUUCUAUAAAUUAGAUCCAAAAUAUUUACGUCGUAAUCAAUUGGAAUGGGCAGCAACAAAAGCUGGUGCUGCUGAAUUAGGUACUGUUAUACAAUUACAAGCAUUAAAACAAAUUCAUGUAGAUAUAGUUAUCGUUGCAUCAGUUGCUGUUAAUCCUAUAACUGGUGCUCGUAUAGGUAAAGGUAAAGGUUAUGGAGAUUUAGAAUACGGAAUUAUGUCACAAAUGGGUUGUGUAACAGAUAAGACGAUUGUUAUAACAACUUGUCAUGAAAGUCAAUUAAUUAAUGAUUUAUCAAGUAGUGUUAUGGAACAACAUGAUUUAUCUGUUGAUAUUAUUGUAACACCAAAACGAUAUAUUUAUACUAAACGUUCAUUUCCACGUCCAGAACGUGUCUAUUGGAAUAAAAUUGAUUCAGAUAUGAUUUCGGCUAUUCCUGUUUUACAAGAAUUAAAGCAAUUAGAAGAACAAGAUAUUAUUGAACAAUAA